Messenger RNA from Cynara cardunculus var. scolymus (artichoke), 1035 nucleotides. RefSeq lists its product as uncharacterized. Bases 1 to 1035 code for a protein of 344 amino acids. The transcript has a single exon. The record is from RefSeq and is a predicted model, not a curated record. NCBI's taxonomy places the organism in Eukaryota, Viridiplantae, Streptophyta, Magnoliopsida, Asterales, Asteraceae.
AUGGGUGAUGAUAAUCUUAGCACUGACCCUAUUCGGCUUUCGGUUUUUGAUAGACUUACUUCUGUGGAUCAAAGUAAUGAUUUGGGAAAUGGUGAACGAUCUAGCCUGACUUUUUCUAAAGCGGUUGGCCGUUCUGUGGCAACUGAUUUUAAUUUUUAUCCCCUUGCGGACAAGAAACAGGCUCAUGUCUCUAUCCCUAUAGAAAUGGCGAAGGAAGCUGCCAAAGCCUAUAACUCAGUUUUAUACGGCUAUUUCCUGGGACCCCGUAUUCCUUUUCCUCUGGUGAAAAAAUUUGUUAAACAGGCGUGGGGUAAAUUUGGAUUUUUGGAUGCGAUGCUUAAUGAGAAUGGUAUUUUUUUCUUUAAAUUUAAUGACGUUGGAGGAUGUGAUCAAGUGAUUGAGACUGGCCCGCUGAUGAUCAGAGGCGUUCCUUUAUUUGUUCAUCGUUGGGAUCCGUCUAAGGGAUUAAAAAAGCCGAAACAUUCCUCCUGUCCUUUAUGGGUGAAACUCCAUAAUAUUCCAUUAGUUGCGUUCAAUAAAGAAGGUGUUAGUCGUAUUGCGAGUGUUCUGGGUAUUCCUAAACAAAUGGAUUCAUGCACUGCUUCAAUGUGUGAAAAAGCUUGGGGCAGGCGUGGUUUUGCAAAAGUUCUUGUUGAGGUUUGGGCUGUGGGAGAUCUAAAACGGAAAAUUGAUGUUGAAAUCCCAAACAUUAAUGGUGGUGAACCCGAUAGUGUGCAAAUUCAAGUAGAAUACUUAUGGGAACCGAUUCAAUGUACUCAUUGUCAAAUUUUUGGUCACAAGCUUUCGUCAUGUGUCAGAGCUGCUAGUUUGAAUAAAGAUAAGCAAAUUGUUAGCCGCAAAGAUGCUGAUGGGUUUACUAGGGUGACGAAAAAACAAUGGAGGGUUAAAGGUGGAAAUAAAACCGAACUUUCUAGUGCUCAAACGGAUAAUGGAAGAAAGGAAUCAAACCCUAUUGAUGCGCCUUUGGGAGUGAAUGCUGUAAGUCAAGGACGGGAAAUGGAAGGUUUCUACUAA